Acanthoscelides obtectus is the source of this 1574-nucleotide messenger RNA. The record is from the annotation of a GenBank genome assembly. NCBI's taxonomy places the organism in Eukaryota, Metazoa, Arthropoda, Insecta, Coleoptera, Chrysomelidae.
AGGUGCUGAUAUCAAAAUGUCAAACUAGUCAAAAACCUCACCGAAACAGAAAAAUGAAUUACGCAGUAGCAAAUUCCGAAGGGGUCUUCAUACGAGAAGAAUCUUUUGAAGACGACGAUAGUCUUAUCGAUGAAUAUGAUUAUCACGUAGGCCAGAAAAGAAGACUGUUCGAAUCGCCGAGAGGAAACCGCAGCAAAAGAAGAAAUAGCAACAACAACGAACAUGGUGAUAUUGAAGAUAUUUUUUAUCCGAGAGAUAUUUUAUCCAAGAUUAAAGGCGAUAUAGAUGAGAACAGAGGCACAAAUGCUGAUUCUGACCUGGUUAAAAAGUGCUCUAAGUUGGACGAUAAAGAGUGGAGAAAAAUGAUCUUAGAUGUAGCAGAACUUGUGUAUUGUAACCAGGAAAUGUUAGACUUUGAAUUACGUACAUUUAGAACACAGCUGAUGCCACAAACUUACUUGAGAAAGAACUUGCUACAAAAAAAGGCCGAAUUUUGUUUAAGGAAAUUAAAGUCAACGAAAGAUGAUGAGGAAAUAAGUGAAAAGCUCAUUUUUGAAUUUAAAAGAUUCGCUCUUGAAACUAUUGUUAAUAUCAUUUUGUUCGGAGUUGCAAGAGAUUCCGAUAAGCCUGAUGGAAAAUAUCAUCCACUACUUAUGGUUACUAAGACGCAAUGGUUGUUUUUAAAGUUGAUGUUCAGACUGGAAGAAGAAGGAAUGUCGAAUAUACUUCAGUUGUAUCUACAGAAAGCAGAAAAUUUGUUAUACAGUAGGUGCAGUUUAAGCAAGGUGGAACCAGUGACGCGACUCUACGUAGCGGUAUGUAAGAUCAAAGGAGACGUGAAUAGAGUAAGAAAGUUUUGCUGUGAGGCAUUUUACCAUACGGAAGAUUUAGCUGUGACUCUGUUCUACGCAGUGUUGACUUCUUGGGUGGAAAUAUUUCCGAUGCAAGACGACAUGAAAUGUUACCCUAUUGCUGAGGUCAUUGUUCAGCUUGUCCAUUUAAAAACAAUAAAAAAACCUCAGUACAAGUUACACGCAUUGAAGCUGCUCUUGAACCAAUACUAUGGAUAUCCCAAGGAAAGAGCUGACCGCGAUGAGUUUCUCAAGGAUCUAGUUCAGAAAUAUUUAAGUAAUCCAACAAAAUUGGCAAAUUUCGCAAUAAGACUAUACUGCAAAUACACAGGAGCAGACUGGUUGAAAGAGAAGAUCAAUGACGUUUUAAAGCCCAUGGUUUAUCAGGUUCCCGUUGGGGAGAAUCACUUUAAAGCAAACGUAAUUUCUUUGUUGGCAAACGUUUGUCAGCAUUUGCAUUUGGGUAGUAGAGACAAAUACAUGUCGGAGUUGAGGACAUGGUUUUGCAGUUUGAGUGCAGGAAAUCCUCCCAAAACAAUAAAACAAAGUGUACAGUACGCGUUAAACAUGUUACAGAAGAAACAAGCGAAAAGUGAAAUAAGAGCAAAACGAAGAAAUGACGCCAGUUUACGUGAUAGAUAAUAUUGUUUCUCAAGAUGAAGUUGUUGAAAAUGUGUUAUGUAAUUUUAAAAGUCAUGUUUAUCAGAGAAACUUAUUGAUAAU